Molecule: messenger RNA, 921 nt
Organism: Seminavis robusta
Lineage: Eukaryota; Bacillariophyta; Bacillariophyceae; Naviculales; Naviculaceae
Source: the annotation of a GenBank genome assembly
AUGGAGAAAUCCAUUCGUGCAAUCAGCGUGACUGGGUCGGUCGCACUUGUGGUUGGCAUUGCUGAGAGCAUCCUUGGUUUCAGCGGCGCUGUUCGUCGUCAAGUUCAAAAGACCAAAAGUGCAAGAAGACGGCUCAAUGACAAUGUGACUACCAGACCGCCGACUUCAGCUCCAACAGCCACAGCGACAGCCACAGCUGCAACAACCCCAGAGUCCGUGGACCUUUUUGGCACAACCUAUGAGGUUGGAACUACAUACAGAAUUUCUCAAGUGGGUUCUGAGCUUUCCGGAACCAUUCCUACAGAAAUCGGAUUCCUAACCGAGCUCACACACUUGUUUCUGGGAUUGGGAGAUAUCUUUGGCGACAUCCCCUCUGAGAUUGGAUGUCUCACUUCUCUGAAAGCCUUGAACAUGUUUGGGAACGAGCUAUCCAACAGAGUUCCCUCCGAGAUUGGGUUAUUGACAGAGUUGACUGGACUGUUUUUGUACAAUAACAAGCUAACCAAUGGGCUUCCUACGGAACUGGGGUUGUUGACACAAAUGUCGGUUUUGAGCGUUCACCAUAACAUUUUGUCAGACAGUAUACCUUCUGAAAUUGGCUUUCUGACCAACUUGAGCAUUGUGUGGCUGUCUUACAACCAGCUAUCAAACUGUUUGCCCUCUGAGAUUGGAUUACUGACAAAAUUGAUGGCAUUGGGUUUGGCUUACAACUCCUUUUCCAGCAUCACACCCUCUGAGAUGGAAGCAUUGACUCACUUGAACGAGCUAUACCUCAGCAACAACCAGUUGUCGGGAAGUGUGCCCAGCAGCCUUUGUGCCAACCCAGGUUUGAUUGAGAUACAAGUUGAUUGCUUGCUGGAUUCAUUUCCUGUGGAUCCUGUGGGAUGCUCUUGCAGGGAAUGUACUUGUGCCGGUAGCUAA